Molecule: messenger RNA, 2328 nt
Organism: Chenopodium quinoa (quinoa)
Lineage: Eukaryota; Viridiplantae; Streptophyta; Magnoliopsida; Caryophyllales; Amaranthaceae
Exons: 1
Coding region: 1-2328 (775 amino acids)
Biological process (GO): DNA integration
Molecular function (GO): RNA-DNA hybrid ribonuclease activity; nucleic acid binding
Source: RefSeq, a predicted model, not a curated record
AUGUUCACAAAUCAGAAAGGCCGCAAUAUUGAAGUAUAUGUAGAUGAUACAAUAGUAAAAAGCAAGAUAAAAAAAGAUCAUAUAGAGGAUUUGAAAGAGACCUUUGCAACUUUGCGGCAAUAUCAGAUGAAGCUCAACCUAGAAAAAUGUGUUUUCGGAGUCCGAUCUGGAAAAUUCUUAGGAUUUAUGGUUAGCGAGCGGGGCAUUGAUGCAAAUCCUGAUAAGAUUAAUGCUCUUCUUGAAAUGAAACAACCUAAAUCAAUUCGAGACAUUCAGAGAUUAACAGGAAGAAUGGCGGCCUUAACGCGCUUCAUCAGCAAAUCGGCGGAUAAAGCGCUCCCGUUUUUUGUGGUUUUGCGACAAAACAAGUCAUUUGAAUGGGGAAAAGAUCAAGCUGAUGCUUUAGAGAUGGUAAGAAACCAUUUGAAGUCUCUCCCAACAGUUGCACGACCGGAGCCGGGAGAAUACUUACAUUUAUAUAUAUCAGCGUCGCCAAAAACAGUGGCCUCAGUCCUGAUAGUUGAGAGGGCCAAACAACAAAUGCCAAUAUACUUUGUCAGUCAUGUCCAUAAUGCUGCUGAACGACGAUAUCUAGUGAUAGAAAAAAUGGCCUUUGCUCUCGUAAUUGCUGCUAGGAAAUUACGACCUUAUUUUGAUGCACAUCCAAUAGAAAUCCUUACGAAUCAUCCAUUGGAAAAAUCAUUGCAGAAAAUGGGUACAUCAGGAAGGUUAUUGAAAUGGGCUGUUGAAUUAUCGGAAUAUGAGCUGUAUUACAAACCCAGAGUGUCAAUAAAAGCACAGGCCUUAUUAGAUUUUGUUUUAGAAACCUCCUAUAAUGAUGAGGAGGAAGAAUUGGGGACAUGGCAGGUAUUGGUAGAUGGCUCAGCAACCUUAAUGGGAUCUGGAGCCGGUAUUGUGAUAACAGCCCCGAAUGGAGAGGUUUUUGAAUAUGCCUUGAAGUUCAAAUUCAAAGCUACAAAUAAUGAAGCUGAAUACGAGGCAGCAAUUACGGGUAUUCAGCUUUCUAUAGCGGCAGAAGCGAAAAGAUUAGUUCUCAAAACUGACUCGCAGUUGGUUUCCAGUCAGUUUCGUGGGGAAUAUGAAGCAAGAGAACUGGCGAUGAUAAAAUAUCUGGAAAAAAUAAAUGAGCUUACAGCCCAACUGCAGUAUUUUGAAGUUCAAUUGGUGCCGAGAGCACAAAAUUCCCAGGCUGAUGCUCUAGCAAGGCUAGCCAGUUCAAGUUUUAAUGACUUGGAGAGAACUGUUAUGGUAGAGGUUUUGAAGCAGAGAAGCAUAGACGAAUCGGCAAAGGAAGUUCAUUGCAUUCGGCAGGGGGAGCAAUGGUAUGAAAAAAUCCUAACAUACUUGCUGACAGGAGCUUUGCCGAUAGAGAAAGAAGAAUCUCGAAAAAUCAAAAAAGAUAGCGUAUGGUUCAUACUAUACCAGGGCCAACUCUAUAAAAGAGGGUUCUCGUUCCCAUUACAAAGGUGUAUAACAGCAGAAGAAUCUACAAGGCUGAUAGAAGAGAUUCAUGAAGAAACUUGUGGAAAUCACCUGGGGGCACGAGCUCUUUCAAGAGAAAUAAUGAGAAGAGGAUAUUAUUGGCCAUCAAUGAAUGAAGAUGCUUCUUCUUAUGUUAAAAAGUGUGAAAAAUGUCAAAAGUUUGCACCUACUCUGAACCGGCCACCAAAUGACUUAACGCCGAUAUUGAAUCCAGUACCAUUUGCACAAUGGGGGAUGGAUAUAGUUGGUCCCUUUCCGUCAGCAACUGGAAAUCGAAAAUUCCUACUGGUGGGUGUAGAUUACUUCACCAAAUGGAUCGAAGCAGAAUCGGUAACAACAAUAUCGGCAGCAGAAGUCAGAAAGUUCAUUUGGAAAAAUAUCUUUACAAGAUUUGGCCUUCCGGGAGCAAUGGUUUUUUAUCAUGGAUCACGGUUUGAUUGCAAGCCUGUAAAAAAUUUGCUAACAAUUUACAAAGUCAAGUUUGCAUAUGCAGCAGUUUGCCAUCCACAAUCAAACGGCCAGGCAGAAGCAGCCAAUAAGCAGAUAGUAAUGGCAAUAAAGAAAAAGAUCGAAGAUGCUAAAGGAUUGUGGGCAGAUUUGAUUCCAGAGAUCUUAUGGGCAAAUAGAACAACAGUUAAAGAAGCAACAGGAGAAUCCCCUUUCCACUUGGUUUUCGGAACAGAAGCAGUUAUACCAGCCGAGGUCGGUCUGCUGACAUUCAGAAUACAACACUACUGUGAAGAGCAAAAUGAUCUACUAUUGCGACAACAGUUAGAUUUUUUGCCAGAAGUAAGGGAGAAAGCAGCAGUUAAAUCGGCUGCAUAA